CUGAAAUUGCUCUGAGACAGCGUCGAAAAUGGAAGUUGGAGUUCAACAAGCACUGUCAUGCUGAAUGGCGACCACCUUCAUGCACACAUGUUGUCGAUGCAUGUGGCCCUUUGGAGGCAGCAGAGCCUUGGCCUACUUCUCGGACAAGAAGAAUGAAGAUCAUGAUGAGGAGGAAGCUCACCACCUGCUUGGAAAUGCCAUUGACAGCGAUGACGAGCAGGUUCAGGCAGAUGCAUUAAGUCCUGACCAGAUUAAAAGAUUCUUGGAUGCCUCCAAAUCCAGUCGAUCAGCGGUGUCUUCUCGGCCGCGCGAAUCCCGCAUGCAAGGAGGUGCGUCUGCAUUGGCGCAUCGGACGGCUGCGAGCAAACCUGCGCCGGUCGGAGAGUACGACGAGCUCUUUGAUGAGGAGCUGGAAGAUGAGCCUGAAACCCUGGGAGCAAAGCCCUGGACGGGCCGCUGGGACGAUGAUCCCGCCAGCUUCAGUCCGGUGGAGACCGGUGGGCGCGGCCUGGGCUUCGGACGCGGAGAUGCGAGGCCUCAGAAGCCUCUGCUCAAUGGGAAGGCCAGACCACUUGUGGGCAGCCCCACAACCAGAGAAGGCUCCAGACAAAAUGAUGAUGAGGAAGACGAGGAUGACGAGGAGGUUGCAGGACCUCCAAUCAUGCUCCCUUCCUCUCCAUCAUUCUUGCCGGACUUUCGCCAAAGCCAGCCGCAGCAUGGGCACCUUUCAGGAAGACAGGCUUUGUCCUUUCCAAGUGGGUCGGCACACAGAGAGAGCGAUCCGGUCACAUGCUUGUCACGAGAAAGACCGGAGGCGUCUGGAAUGCUGGAAGCUUGGGAUGGUGAUAGCAUCGUUCUAGACGGCGAUGCAGGUCACUUUGUGGAGGCUUUGGUGUCGGCUCCGCAGCCGCUCCCGCAGGUGCCAGAGGCCACCGCAGUCGCUGGGUGAUAGACUUGGACGCCCAGCUUGGUUAAUGGACUGCCUGCCAAAGUGUCAGAGACGCGA
Molecule: messenger RNA, 1006 nt
Organism: Durusdinium trenchii
Lineage: Eukaryota; Dinophyceae; Suessiales; Symbiodiniaceae
Source: the annotation of a GenBank genome assembly